CGUAUCAUCGUCGCGCAUAAGUUAGCUCUCUAUGUGCAGUCUCCAAUCCACGACCUUCUAUUCAUCCUUAACAUCAAAAUUCAAUUCAAAAUAAAGUAAAAAGAAAAAGAAAAUGGAAGAAGAGAAAGCAGCAGCGUACUACGAUGAGCUAACACGUAAAGGCAGUGGCGCCGCUAGAUUUAAACAAGGCCUUGGCUUUUCAGACGAUAACCGGAACGACGUCGUACCGGAACGAGCUUCCGCUCUUCCUUCGUCAUCAUCUUCUUUUCUCAGCAGCUUUAUUAAAGCUUCAGAUAAUUCAUCUCAUAAUGUUCCGAAAAAAGUGCAAAUUGAAUCUAUUCAGAAUAAGCUUAAGAAAAAACCACCUAGGGUUUCAGAUCACCAUACAGAUAAUAGAUAUAGAAAUUUAGACAGAGAUAAUAGAGAUAGAGAUAGAGAUAGAGAUAGAUAUAGAGAUAGAGAGAGAAGAGAGAGGGAUGGGGAUAGGGAUAGAGAUAGAGAUAGAGAGAGGGGAAGAAGGAAGAGGAGUAGAAGUAGAAGUGUAUCGCCGUCUCGAAGAAACCGGAGGGACGACGAUAGGAAGGAGAAAAGGGACCGGAAAAUCGAUUAUGCGAAAUUGAUAGAUGGAUAUGAACAUAUGUCACCAGCGGAAAGGGUCAAAGCGAAGAUGAAACUUCAGCUUUCUUCAACUGCUAAACAGGAUGAAGCAACUGGCAUGGGCUCAGGAUGGGAGAGGUUUAACUUUGACAAAGAUGCCCCACUUGAUGAUGAAGAGAUUGAAGCUGCAGAAGAUGAUGGAGCCUUAGUGAAGCACAUUGGCCAAACUUUUCGGUUUUCUGCUGUGGAGGCGAGAAGGGAGGAGAAGAUUAAGGCUACUCAUGAUGAGGCUAUGUUUGGAACUUCAUCACUUGCACCACCUGUUGAUUCAGAUAGUGAAGCAGAAAGAAAUGACCAGGCAAGAGAAAGUCCCGAGCCUGCCCCUGUUGCAAGUCUUAUAAGUGAUCAGGUUCGGUCAGCGCAACAAGGCUCGUGGCGUGACCGUAUCCGCAAAGCGUAAUUGAGGAUGAUUGCUGAAUCUUUUGAUUUUAUAUAAAGUUUAAUUUAAUUUGUAGUUCGCAGCUUGUAUUUGUUACAAAAUGAAAUGCUGACAGUUUGAAAACUCUUCUUUCAUGGUAUUCAUUGUGCGACAUAUUUGGGAGAAUUGACAAAAUUAAGUUACAUUAGUGUUA
Molecule: messenger RNA, 1229 nt
Organism: Erigeron canadensis
Lineage: Eukaryota; Viridiplantae; Streptophyta; Magnoliopsida; Asterales; Asteraceae
Product: zinc finger CCCH domain-containing protein 13
Exons: 6
Coding region: 113-1057 (314 amino acids)
Biological process (GO): alternative mRNA splicing, via spliceosome
Cellular component (GO): cytoplasm; nucleus
Source: RefSeq, a predicted model, not a curated record